Protobothrops mucrosquamatus (brown spotted pit viper) is the source of this 1066-nucleotide messenger RNA. RefSeq names its product zygote arrest 1 like (gene ZAR1L). Lineage: Eukaryota; Metazoa; Chordata; Lepidosauria; Squamata; Viperidae. The record is from RefSeq and is a predicted model, not a curated record. Gene Ontology annotation, molecular function: mRNA base-pairing post-transcriptional repressor activity. Bases 1 to 1026 code for a protein of 341 amino acids. Gene Ontology annotation, biological process: translation. The transcript has 4 exons. Gene Ontology annotation, cellular component: cytoplasm.
AUGGAGCGUUUCGUUUAUCCGCCUUACAGCGUUUAUCAAAGUUAUGGGAGCAGCUUUACCCCAAGCCACAACUUGGCCUCGAGGCUACCGCCCAAACAGAAGCAGCCGAGCUGGAAGCAAAGCAAGAGUAGCGACAUCUCUAAUGCCUACCGAGGGGUGCUGUCUGCCCCUUCCUCGACUCCUCCGGUGACUUCGCCGGAUUAUUUGGACACUUACAAGCGAGCGCAGCUAAAGGCACUGCUGUCGCACGUCAGCCCGGGCCUCACCCCGCGGCUCCGUAAAGCCAACACCAAAGAAGUGGGCAUUCAGGUGAACCCGCAGUCGGACGCCGCGGUGCAAUGCUCGCUCGGAUCCCGGCCGCUCCAGGCCGUCCGACCUCAAAGCCCCUCGGGCCGGCUCAGCCGGGAGCCGCCGCUCCCAGGCUUUUACUCGCCCGUGCUCGGACGCCGCCUUUUCACCUUGCCCGAAACGGCGGAGAAACCGAAGGUGCCGACUGAACGGCCGGCCUCGCCACAGUUCAAGCAGGAGUCCGAGGAAAAGGGAACGUCCGUCGAGGAGAAGGGAGACGGAGGCGCCGAAGAGAAGGCGGGAGCCGAGGACUGGCUGCCGGGCCACGCUGUCGGAUACUCUGCCCAGCAGGUGAUUGGAAAAGGAGGCGAGGCUGGGCGAAGCGGGAGUCGCUUCGCCGAAGAGGGCAAACGAACCACCUUCCAGUUCUUAGAACAGAAAUAUGGCUAUUUUCACUGCAAGGACUGCAAGACCAGAUGGGAAAGUGCCUAUGUAUGGUGCAUUUCUGGAACCAAUAAGGUAUACUUUAAGCAGCUUUGUCGCAAGUGCCAGAAGAGCUUUAAUCCUUAUAAAGUAGAAGCAAUUCAGUGCCAUAUCUGUUCAAAGACUCGUUGCUCCUGUCCCCAGAAAAAAAGGCACAUUGAUCUCAAGAGACCCCACCGUCAAGAGCUAUGUGGCCGCUGUAAAGGCAAAAGAUUAUCUUGCGACAACACCUACAGCUUCAAAUACAUUGUUUGAUCUGUGCAGUUUGUAUGCUGAGGUUGCAUUUAGCUAUGCA